Molecule: messenger RNA, 3334 nt
Organism: Hyalella azteca
Lineage: Eukaryota; Metazoa; Arthropoda; Malacostraca; Amphipoda; Hyalellidae
Gene: GCS1
Product: mannosyl-oligosaccharide glucosidase-like
Exons: 6
Coding region: 192-2666 (824 amino acids)
Biological process (GO): protein N-linked glycosylation; oligosaccharide metabolic process
Cellular component (GO): endoplasmic reticulum membrane
Molecular function (GO): Glc3Man9GlcNAc2 oligosaccharide glucosidase activity
Source: RefSeq, a predicted model, not a curated record
UUAAUUUCCAUAUUCUUGACAUUCUUUUAACUCUAAGAUUCCAGGUUUUUUCUGAUAAAUUCAAAUUCAAAAAUAAUGAAUGUACAGAAUUAAAUGUAUUGAAUAAAAAUUUGAUACAGCUAAGCUCAACUGGGUGAUAGAAGAAGCAGGGCCUAACUCUGCCAGACUAAUUUUGACUAUAUUUUGUAAUUAUGGCUCGUCAAAGGAAGCCGCAUAAUGGAUCUUCUAGCCAGGAAAUUCCUCUGGGCAGAGCCACAAACAAGCCCAGACACAAGCCCCAGCAAUAUUAUCCUCUGGAUGACAGUGACAACGAAGCCCUGGACAACAAGAAACAAAGUUGGCUUAGCACUUCACUCUGCAUGACCCUAGCAAGCAGCGUCAUACUUGGCGUGGCAUAUUUCCUAUACCUUGGAUAUUUAGAGACUCGAGUCAAUACUCCUUUAUCUGCUCCAAAGGUGGUUACAAAAACAGGCUUGGAUGUACCUGAUAGGUACUGGGGAACAUAUCGUCCUGGAGUUUAUUUUGGAACUCGUGUUAGGCACCCGACCUCACCAGUGACGGGACUCAUGUGGUUCUUGCCAGGACAUUUCCAACAGAAAAUGCUUGCUGUCAGGCACUGGUGUGACCAGGCCGAUGAACUCUCAUCCUACGGGUGGCAGCGCCAUGAUGGCCGAUAUUUUGGGUCACAGGUAAUCCAGGACAAGGGAAUGACAAUCACCACAGACUUCGUGAAGAGGCUCGGGGGGAAACAUGGCGGCGACUGGACUGCUAGAAUAACUGCUCACCCAAAGACCAAUGCAGGCAUUGGGCAGCUUGCCUCCCUGCUUUACUACGUGGCCCUGGACCCUGACGACCCCAGCGGCAGCAUCCAGCCUCUUGUGGGGUCCACCCAGGGCCCCGGUGCUCUCAUGGGCUCUGCUGAAGCAUUAGGAACCUUCAGGCUUCAUCUGCUGAACUCCUCAGGAGUGGUACGACAUACGAGUUACCUCAGCACGCGGCACCUUGGCUUAGAUUUGCUCAAGGAGACGGUCUUUAGGAGCCUACGACCCAUCCAGUCGCCCGGGACGAAAGAGAAAUACAUUGGAUUUCCUGGGGAACAUUUCCCUGCUGACAGUUCAUCGCAUAACGCUAACUAUGUUGCCUUUCAAGUGACGGCAGAACUCCCUUUCCAAAUCGAGGUUGUCUUCGAAAGUGACAGCUUUUCACAAAGACCCAAUAUGCUUAUGGGCGAUGUCUUCUCGCGGGAUUUAAAGAAGUAUUCUGAGGAAUUCGAUGCUCAAUUUGAUCAUAAAUUCCCUCUGAAGGAGAAGGGGUUCACCGAGGAUGAGAUAGCAUUUGCUAAAGCCGCCAUGAGUAACAUGAUCGGCGGCAUCGGGUAUUUCUAUGGGGCGUCUCGAGUGCAGGGACGUACCAAUAAUGAGCCUGUGCCUUACUGGAAAGCCCCGCUGUACACAGGCGUGCCUUCUAGAAGUUUCUUUCCUCGCGGCUUCUUAUGGGACGAAGGCUUCCAUAAUUUACUAAUUUCCAAAUGGGACAAAGAAAUAUCGCUGGAUAUCGUCGCUCACUGGAUGGACCUCAUGAAUUGGGACGGAUGGAUUCCCCGGGAACAGAUCCUCGGGUCAGAAGCUCGUGCUCGCGUUCCUGAAGAAUUUGUUGUUCAACGCAGCGAAAACGCAAACCCUCCUACGUUGUUGCUCACCUUGCACUCCAUGAUGAACGUAUUCAAGGAAGGCCUCAGUGAUGAUGACUAUGAUAGUCUUAAGCUACUAUGGCCUCGACUACGCCUGUGGUACUCGUGGUUCAACACCACCCAAAGCGGACCAGUGCCGGGAUCGUACCGGUGGAGAGGCAGAGACGCGAGCAACAAAAGAGAACUCAACCCUAAAACCUUGACUUCAGGCUUGGACGAUUACCCGCGCGCGUCGCAUCCCAGUGUAGACGAAAGACACUUGGAUCUCCGCUGCUGGAUGACGAUGGCGUCUGGGCUCAUGGCCGAUAUUGCCACCAUGAUAGAGAAAGAUCCUGCUAGAUAUCAGGAGACUUACGAUUAUCUGAGAGACAAUGACCUGCUUGACCGUUUACACUGGUCGUCUGCUGAAGAAGGCUACAUGGAUUACGGCCUGCAUACUUUUGAUGUGAGUUUGCAGAGAAAAAAUCCGGGCACUGAGAUGCAGAGGGUUACUUACUCCACUCCGAAGUUAAGAUUCGUGGACUCGCCGGGCUAUGUGAGUUUCUUCCCGCUCUUCCUACAGAUCUUAGAGCCAUAUUCAUUGAAGCUCGGUAAAGUUCUUGAGGAUCUCAAACGACCAGACUUACUCUGGACAAAUUAUGGACUGCGUUCUCUAGCCCGGAAGUCUCCCCUGUACAUGAAGCGCAACACUGAGCACGACCCUCCGUACUGGCGGGGCCCAAUUUGGGUCAACAUGAACUACUUGUGCAUCCGCGCCUUGUAUUACUACGCCAACACCCCCGGGCCGUACAGCGACCUCGCCCUGGAGAUAUACAAGACGCUCAGACAAAACCUUAUCAAAAAUAUUAUUAAGGAAUAUAAACGUUCAGGAUACAUUUGGGAACAGUAUAAUGACCAGACCGGGAAAGGGCAGGGAUGCAGACCUUUUACUGGAUGGUCUGCGCUCGUUGUAUUGAUCAUGGCUGAGAAUUAUUAGACCACAUUCCCUGAGUUAAUUUUUAUUACGGUUUAUAGUUUCCUAUGGAAACGAUUAAUAACUUCAUGGGGGCAUUUGAUAUUCUUCUAAGACAACUUUCAUCUGUGAUGAAGUCGUAUAAUGUGAUGUUUCAUUCAUUUUAUUAAUUUCUGAAACGUUAUGAAAUUGUGUAUGACCUCGAAUCUUCGUACAUGUGGUCAAGGAUUUAUCUAACGUAAAUUGAAUCGAUUUUUACUUUCUUGUACUUUUUUUUACAUGAUCGUGAAAAUAUAUAAUCUAGUGAACUGAGGAUCCGCGAACGAGAGCGAAAACUGUUGCCAGUGACAAUCUUACAACCUUAUUGCAUUUUGAUUUAUUUUCAGUUACAUUGCACUCGUCAGACAGGUGCUCCCGAUAUAGGUAUACUAUUCUAACGCUUGGGUUGUGACCUCCUAAGCGCCUUUGUUCAGGACCUCAUUUUUUCAUCUGAUGUAUUUUUAUCUUGCCUGCUUAAAGGGCCUUGUUUGUGUACUUACACUAAAAAUUAGUUGUUUCCAUAAUCUUGGUAUGGACCGUUAUUCAUUUUUAUCAUUGAUGUAAAACAUGUAAAAUGGAGAAUUUCUCUUAAUUCCAUAAAUAUGCGCUGUUAUAGUAAUUCCAAAUUUUCACUGAUUCUUUCGCCUUGUGAG